AUGAAUAUUUCAGAUGAACCGCGGUUUGCCGUCGAGGGAUCAAACGUGACAGUUGUGGUAGGGAGAGACGCCGCCCUUCUCUGUACCGUUGAAAACUUGCACAACUACAAGGUGGCUUGGCUCCGAGUGGACACACAGACCAUCCUCACAAUCGGUCCGCAUGUCAUCACAAAAAACCACCGAGUUGGUGUUUCCAGGAGUGACUCUCAGACCUGGUCGCUGACUCUUCGUGAUGUGCGCCCUUCGGACGGGGGGCGCUACAUGUGUCAGAUCAACACGGAGCCUAUGAUUACACAGACACAUAUACUGCAGGUUUUUGUACCACCUGACAUCGUGGACUCAAGCAGCAGCAGUGAAGUGAUGAUACGAGAAGGUGACAAUGUAACUUUGCACUGUGCUGCUUCUGGCACCCCACAACCUACUAUUCUAUGGAGAAGAGAGGACUCAGCAUUACUGACUGUUAAUGGAAAAUCGGUGUUAAAAUGGAAAGGCGAGUGGCUGAACAUGACGUCUGUGGAGCGGCAGAUGAAUGGCGCGUUCCUCUGCAUCGCCACCAACGGUGUACCUCCAACAGUCAGUAAGAGGAUCGUGCUACAUGUUUUAUGUAAACCAACAGCGAAUAUGACCCAAAAGAUGAUCGGAGGCUAUCUGGGAGAAUCCGUCCAACUGCAGUGCAUGAUAGAAGCCAAUCCACCUCCAGUGGUUCAUUGGACUCAUAUUAACGCGAACAGACUGCCUAAUGGAUCAAAGUACCAGGCGAGCAUGACAUCACAAGGAUACAAGCACACAGCUGUCCUAAAAGUAAACAAUGUAUCGAGAGACGAUAUAGGAUCGUAUCACUGUUAUGCAGAAAAUUCGCUUGGCGUUGAAAGUGACGACAUUACACUGUACACACUGGCAACUACCACCGUAACCACCACUUCCACAACUUACGAGACUACAAAGAUGGACACCACGUCCUCUCAGCCAUAUGCAGAAUUGAAUCCGAAUGAUGAAAUGUAUGAAAAAGACUCAUUUGAAGAAGAUAACUAUGUCGUUGUAUUAAGCCAACAUCAAAUGCAGAGCUUAGACCACCCUCCAAGCUCGUGACCAGCGGAAAGCUCAGGCCACUGGCCCAUGUGGUCUGAAGCAUCGAGAUCCACUUUCGCAGUGUAUGUGUUUAUAGUUUGCACGAUUGUUAUCCCGAUUGCGUAUUAAAUACGUACAAUAGAACUG
Hyposmocoma kahamanoa is the source of this 1215-nucleotide messenger RNA. Its product is annotated as lachesin-like. Gene Ontology annotation, cellular component: neuron projection. Bases 1 to 1089 code for a protein of 362 amino acids. The record is from RefSeq and is a predicted model, not a curated record. Lineage: Eukaryota; Metazoa; Arthropoda; Insecta; Lepidoptera; Cosmopterigidae. The transcript is spliced from 9 exons.